Messenger RNA from Cheilinus undulatus (humphead wrasse), 849 nucleotides. RefSeq lists its product as uncharacterized. Gene Ontology annotation, molecular function: receptor ligand activity. The coding region runs from base 28 to 849 and encodes 273 amino acids. NCBI's taxonomy places the organism in Eukaryota, Metazoa, Chordata, Actinopteri, Labriformes, Labridae. The transcript has 5 exons. The record is from RefSeq and is a predicted model, not a curated record.
GUGCAUCAUUGCUCCAUAGUGUCCUGGAUGAUGACUGCUCACCGGAUGAGCGAGCGAUACACAGAGGUCAGACGUAAAGGGCUUCUACUUGUAAUGGUGCUUCUAAUUAGUGUCUGGGAAAUGACGGUACCAGCAGAGGGCGCUACAGCAGUACACCAUGUCAGGACAGGGACUUGUGAGGUUGUUGCUCUGCACCGCUGCUGCAACAAGAACAAAAUCGAGGAGAGGUCACAAACAGUGAAGUGUUCCUGCUUUCCUGGACAAGUGGCCGGCACCACCAGAGCAGCCCCAUCCUGUGUAGACGCCUCAAUAGUGGAGCAGAAGUGGUGGUGUCAGAUGCAUCCGUGCCUUGAUGGAGAGGAAUGCAAAGUUCUUCCUGAUCUGAAGGGCUGGAGCUGUGCUACAGGGAACAAGAUCAAGACUACAAAGGUAAGACACAACAAGGCUUCCUGUUCAGGAAUCCACACCUGGAGCCUGGAGCCUGGAGCCUGGAGCCUGGAGCCUGGAGCCUGGAGCCUGGAGCCUGGAGACUGGAGCCUGGAGCCUGGAGCCUGGAGCCUGGAGACUGGAGCCUGGAGCCUGGAGCCUGGAGCCUGGAGACUGGAGCCUGGAGCCUGGAGCCUGGAGCCUGGAGCCUGGAGCCUGGAGCCUGGAGACUGGAGCCUGGAGCCUGGAGCCUGGAGCCUGGAGCCUGGAGACUGGAGCCUGGAGCCUGGAGCCUGGAGCCUGGAGCCUGGAGCCUGGAGCCUGGAGCCUGGAGCCUGGAGCCUGGAGCCUGGAGCCUGGAGCCUGGAGCCUGGAGCCUGGAGCCUGGAGCCUGGAGCCUGGGGUCCAGACAGAUGUCUUUAA